AUGGAUGUACCAUUUGAAGAUACAAUGGAGGAAACAGGAAUAGAAAUUGAUAAUUAUUUGGAUAUUGAAGAAUCCAAAGAUACAAUAACUAUAUUUUUAGCUAUAAACUGGGAAAAAGAAGCAGGUUGGAACUUAACAAAUGAGAGGCA
Messenger RNA from Funneliformis mosseae, 149 nucleotides. Lineage: Eukaryota; Fungi; Glomeromycota; Glomeromycetes; Glomerales; Glomeraceae. The record is from the annotation of a GenBank genome assembly.